Apodemus sylvaticus (European woodmouse) is the source of this 1201-nucleotide messenger RNA. RefSeq names its product trafficking protein particle complex subunit 6B (gene Trappc6b). The transcript has 6 exons. Gene Ontology annotation, biological process: endoplasmic reticulum to Golgi vesicle-mediated transport; regulation of GTPase activity. The coding region runs from base 225 to 701 and encodes 158 amino acids. Gene Ontology annotation, cellular component: cis-Golgi network; trans-Golgi network; TRAPP complex. Lineage: Eukaryota; Metazoa; Chordata; Mammalia; Rodentia; Muridae. The record is from RefSeq and is a predicted model, not a curated record.
CUGCGCUGUAGUGUUGGCCAGGUGUGUGGGGCUGUCCCAGGGUCUCAAGGGCCCAGUGGCGGCGGCCCCGGGGAGGGGCGCGGUCCACAGCGGCCUUCCGCGGCCUUCGGACCGGGGCUGGCCGCUGCACACCGCGAGCGGCGCGGGCCACCGGCGCGGGCUAACGGGAACCUCGGGGCCCGCACUCAGUGGAGCCGACUCGGCGCUGGAGGGAUCGGCGGGAAAUGGCGGACGAGGCGUUGUUUUUGCUUCUCCAUAACGAGAUGGUGUCCGGAGUAUACAAGUCCGCCGAGCAGGGGGAAGUGGAAAAUGGACGGUGUAUUACUAAGCUGGAGAACAUGGGGUUUCGAGUGGGACAAGGACUGAUAGAAAGGUUUACGAAAGAUACUGCAAGGUUCAAGGAUGAAUUAGACAUCAUGAAGUUCAUAUGUAAAGAUUUUUGGACUACAGUAUUCAAGAAACAAAUUGACAAUCUGAGGACAAAUCAUCAGGGCAUAUAUGUACUUCAGGACAACAAAUUUCGACUACUUAUUCAGCUGUCUGCAGGAAAACAGUAUUUAGAACAUGCAUCCAAGUAUCUAGCAUUUACGUGUGGCUUAAUCAGAGGUGGCUUGUCAAACCUGGGAAUAAAAAGUAUUGUAACAGCUGAAGUCUCUUCAAUGCCUGCCUGCAAAUUUCAGGUGAUGAUACAGAAGCUGUAGAAAGAGGCGGCAACUCCUGGGCGGAGCACUGCACAUCCUGAUUUCACCUCCUCGUUGGCUAUCUGCGUUGGAGCAAACUGUUGUCACCAGAGUCACAUAGACCAAAUCAAAGUAGAUACAGGUCCUUUGACUGACAGAAACUAAGUGAACUGUUCAGAGCGAUUUCUGAGAACUAGACACCAAGAUGCAAGGCUCUUCAUUUUAAGCAUCUUCAUUUCCAUAGGGUGAUAAGCAUUUAACCAUCAAUUGGGAAGUGAAACUAGGGGUGUGUUGAAUUGCUGUAUAAAAAAAAUGCACCAAUCAGAAUAGUUUGUGUUCAAAUGACCAAAAUUUGAAGUAUAAAUCUUUUAUUUAAGAAAACAAACCACUAUGUUAAAUUAAGCUUAAUUUUUAUUGUAUUGCUUAUAAUUUAUUUCUCUCAAUUCAUAUACUUAUGUAAGGAUCUCAUUUAUACAUUGUGUAUAUAUGUGUAUAUAUAAAUAUAUGCAUUACUGUCUAAA